Messenger RNA from Aspergillus novofumigatus IBT 16806, 1812 nucleotides. RefSeq names its product U2 snRNP complex subunit HSH49. The record is from RefSeq and is a predicted model, not a curated record. The coding region runs from base 290 to 1348 and encodes 352 amino acids. The transcript is spliced from 3 exons. Gene Ontology annotation, molecular function: RNA binding. Lineage: Eukaryota; Fungi; Ascomycota; Eurotiomycetes; Eurotiales; Aspergillaceae. Gene Ontology annotation, cellular component: U12-type spliceosomal complex; nucleolus. Gene Ontology annotation, biological process: positive regulation of mRNA splicing, via spliceosome.
AGGAAAGGCGAGUAGAGUCAGCGCAGGAAGUUAUUGAAUGCGGAGUGCUUGGGCGGAGUUAGAGACGAGCAGUUGAAGUUCAAGAGUUUUCUGGGAACUUUCGAGGCAAAAAAAGCUACCCCCAAAGUCCGCAAGAUACCCGUUCUUGCAAACCACAUCCAAACUUACAACUAUUGUCACGUCUGACAAACAUCAUUUUUGUCCAGAGUGUCCUGUAUCUUUCACUAUCCUCUAACGAGAAUUUGACUACAAGACAACAGUCAGAUACCCUAAAUUGAGAGUCGGCAACAUGUCCGGCGCGAGGCACUGGGAGCAAGAUAAGGAGGCCACCGUUUACAUUGGUAAUCUCGAUGAACGGGUCACCGAUAGCCUGGUAUGGGAGCUGAUGCUGCAGGCUGGGCGCAUCGUUAAUGUUCACCUUCCCAAAGAUCGAGUGACGCAGUCACACCAGGGUUACGGCUUUGUGGAAUUCAUAAGCGAGGAGGAUGCUGAAUAUGCUUCGCGAAUAAUGAACGGGAUUCGCCUUUAUGGGAAACCUAUACGAGUCAACAAGGCAUCUGCCGAUAAACAAAAAGCCGUGGAAAUCGGAGCAGAGCUCUUUGUUGGAAAUCUUGAUCCGUUGGUCACGGAGCAGGUCCUCUAUGACACGUUCAGUCGCUUCGGAACGCUCGUCAAUAUUCCAAAGGUUGCACGCGAUGAUAACAACCUUUCCAAGGGCUAUGGAUUCGUAUCAUUUGCCGACUUCGAGUCCUCAGAUGCUGCUAUUGCCAACAUGAACGGGCAGUAUCUAAUGAACAAACAAGUUUCCGUGCAGUACGCCUAUAAAAAAGACGGCAAAGGUGAAAGGCACGGUGAUCAGGCAGAACGAAUGCUGGCUGCGCAGGCUCGCAAGCAUAAUGUCCGUCCGCCAACACAGCCGCUUCCUCCGCAAUUCACCAACCCAGGAACUCCUAUGGCAGCCGCUGCGAUGGCUAAUGGAGAAGGCACACAAGUGUUGAGCGCCGCUCCGCCGGAAUUAGCAACGGGAAGAGGCGUACCGCCGCCUAACUUGGGCUUUCAGAGCGUACCUCCGCCGCAACCUAAUCGGCAACUCCCUCCUACCGCUCCCUUGGCAAACCCACCUCCCGGUUUACCGGCAAGACCUCCGCCCUCGCGAGCCGGUUACGGUGGCCCUCAGACAUUUCUUCCCCCUGCUUUCAAUACUGCUGGUCAACAGCCACCCUUCCCACAGCAAGCAGCACCGCCGCCGGGGUUCGCGCCACCGGGUUUCGGUCCCCCAUCAGGAACCCCGAACCCUCCACCAUUACCACCGGGCUUCCCGCAACCUGGUUAUGGUGGCGGCCGCUGAGCUUUGGAUCGUUCGUAUUUGCACUUUAAACGAGCAUUGAUGCAGAAAUAUAUCUCUCAUGAAUUACUUUUGACGACAAUGGUCUUUUCCCACAGUUUCGCUGCGAUACGAGUCGACGAGAGCAUGUGGUUCAGGUGAUUCCCUAUCCUGUGUAUUAAAGCACGCCACUACAUGGCAGAUCAGUUUUUGUUCUCCAGGAACCCUAUUGAGCUAACUAAUCCAUUGAUAAUGAGGUAGAAGUUUGGGGGCGAAAUUACAUGAUUGAUCAGGGUUUUAUAUUCCUUCCAUUAGUCUUGCGGUGAGGCAGCAUGUUAUUACCCAAAGUGGUAUCAUUCAGCGGCGGGUAUAUAUUGCGAUUGUACUUGAUUCACAUGAGACGUGGCAAGUGAACUGCUCAUACUCUGAUGCGAUAUUGGCAUCUAGCUAUACAGACCAACCUACGAAGAUGGCCAGCAUGUUUUGAU